Molecule: messenger RNA, 1362 nt
Organism: Clonostachys rhizophaga
Lineage: Eukaryota; Fungi; Ascomycota; Sordariomycetes; Hypocreales; Bionectriaceae
Source: the annotation of a GenBank genome assembly
AUGUCAAUCAAGCAUAUCAACGGAGACAACCCGCGGGUCUAUAGUGACGCUGAGGUACAAGGUCUUGAACGGGAUGCCCGCAAGUACUUGGCUGGCAGUGGUCUUCCCUAUUUUGACGAAGUCAUUACGCGUGCCGACGGCUUGUACAUUUACACAGCCAAAAACCACAAGAUUCUCGACUGGACCUCUGGGCAAAUGUCUUGCCUCCUUGGUCACGGGCACCCAGAAGUGGUAUCCGUGAUCAACGAGAGUGCCAAACACCUAGACCACCUAUAUAGUGGGAUGGUUUCUCCCCCCGUGAUCAGCCUCGCUAAACGCCUUGCCUCCGUGCUUCCUCGGCCCCUGUCAAAGUCCCUGUUCCUGUCCACCGGGGGGGAGUCCAACGAGGCAGCCAUUAGGAUGGCAAAAGCCUAUACGGGCAAGUUUGAAAUUGUUGGGCUCGGCGCAUCGUGGCAUGGAGUCACGGCCCAGGCCCAGGGAGCGCAGUACACACACGGCCGCAGAGGUUGCGGGCCGCUUAUGCCUGGUAUGCAUCAACUGCCUACACCAAACGCCUAUCGAUCGGUGUUCCGGAAGCCCGAUGGUAGCCAUGAUUGGGAAACUGAGAUGGACCACGGCUGGCAGAUGAUCGACAUGGCUUCAUGUGGAUCUCUAUGUGCCUGCAUUGUGGAAUGCAUUCAAUCAGCAGGGGGCAUGCAUGUUCUGCCGCCGGGAUAUCUCACCGCGCUGAAGAAACAUUGCGAAGCGCGAGAUAUGCUGCUCAUUGUGGACGAAGCACAGACGGGCAUCGGCCGGGCCGGGGAUCUCUUUGCCUUUCAGCACGAGAACGUGGUUCCAGACAUCCUAACGUUGAGCAAGACGCUCGGGAACGGUGUCCCAGUCAGCGCUGUUGUGACUUCUCCAGAGAUCGAAAGCGUUGCAAACAAGAACGGGUUCUUCUUUGCCACGACGCACCUAAACGAUCCACUGCCCGCGGCUGUAGGUGAUAGAGUUCUUGAAAUUGUGUUGCGUGACGGCUUGGUCGAGAAUUCACGACGCAUGGGACUGUCUUUGCAGGAGGGAUUGAAGAAGCUGCAGGCCCGCUACGGUUGCAUUGGAGACGUGCGCGGUCGCGGCCUGAUGGCGGGAGUAGAGAUUGUUGCUGAUCGGGACACCAAAGCCCUGUCCCCCAAGUUGGCGCAAGAGAUCUCCGACAAAACCUAUGCAUCUGGACUGUGGGCAAAUAUCAGCGGCCAACCUUCGGCAGGUGGGAUCCUGAGAAUCGCGCCUCCAAUUACGACCACCGAGAAAGAGAUUGAAGAGGGUCUUGCUAUUCUCGAGAAGGCGCUGGCAACUACUGCAGGAUCAGCGCCUUUAUAUUAA